Monomorium pharaonis (pharaoh ant) is the source of this 2877-nucleotide messenger RNA. RefSeq names its product dnaJ homolog subfamily C member 2. The record is from RefSeq and is a predicted model, not a curated record. Gene Ontology annotation, biological process: regulation of translational fidelity; 'de novo' cotranslational protein folding. Gene Ontology annotation, molecular function: Hsp70 protein binding; ribosome binding. The transcript is spliced from 5 exons. Bases 282 to 2156 code for a protein of 624 amino acids. Lineage: Eukaryota; Metazoa; Arthropoda; Insecta; Hymenoptera; Formicidae. Gene Ontology annotation, cellular component: cytosol.
CGUUGAAGUUUCCGCUCGUUCGAAGGUCAAGCUCGUCGUUUUUUUUUUGUGUGUGUGUGUCGGAAUUGACGGAUUCCGAAUUCCGAGCUGCCGCGACGCUCAUAGCGAUCAGCGCCGUCGGCGGUCAUAGUAUCGGUGCUCGGUGGUACUGGGUGGUGCUCUGGAAGUCUGGAGUCUGGGGGGGUACGCAGACGCACAUAAGGUGCCAUUGACGAGCACCUUCGUCACUCCGUGUGUCCUGCGUGCGAUUUUCAGGACCAGUCCCUCGUAAAGAUCGCACGAUGACUGACGGCACCGGGAAUGAGGAUACCACGGCAUUCAAUUCCAUAUCCGAUCCAAGUAAGGCCAACGCCGGUACAGCGGGUCCAGUAGUUUUAUAUUCGACCGCACAGGCAUGGCGAGCUCAGUUUCAUCGCAGUCUCACACGCGCCAGUGUCUCGGAAUCGUCGGACGAGGAGGAGGAGGAGGAGGAUCUAUCCCAGUAUCAAUUCGAGGAUGACCUCGAGUACCUCAGGUCACUAGAUCCGAGAGACUGGAAGGAUCAGGAUCACUAUGCCGUUUUAGGCUUGAAGGAUCUCAGACAUCGGGCGACUGAAGAUCUCAUUAAAAGAGCUUACAAGCUUAAGAUAUUGAAACAUCAUCCUGAUAAGCGCAAGGCGAUGGGGGAGGAAAUCCGACCAGAUGACGACUAUUUUACAUGUAUAACCCGUGCCUGGGAGACCCUCGGGAAUCAGGUAAAGAGGCGAAGCUACGACAGUAUAGAUCCUUAUUUUAAUGACAGUUUACCGGAUGAAAAAGACUGUCGGAACAAUUUUUACGAAGUACUGGGUAAAGCAUUCAAAGAGAACUCACGAUGGUCCGUAAAGAAACCCGUGCCACGAUUGGGUGGACCCUUUAUGCCACGAGAGAAAGUAGAACAGUUCUACUCGUUCUGGUAUGACUUUGAUUCCUGGCGCGAGUACUCAUACCUCGACGAGGAAGACAAGGAAAGUGGUCAAGACCGGGACAUGCGCAAAUGGAUCGAGAAGAAGAACAAAGCCACGAGAGCGAAACGGAAAAAAGAGGAGAUGGCGCGAAUACGUACUUUAGUAGAUAUGGCUUACAAUAUAGAUCCUAGAAUAAAGAAAUUCCAACAAGAAGACAAGGAGAAGAAAAACGCUGCAAAAAGGGCGAAGCAAGAGGCAGCGAAAGCUAGGCAACAGGAAGAAGAGAGAAUAGCGCGAAACGCAGCGGAGAAAGAAAGAUUGGAGAGAGAGAAGAGAGAAUCUGAGGAAAGGGCGAAGCAAGAUGCGCUGAAGCAGGAGCGAGAGAUGCAAAAAAAGGCGUUGCGCAAAGAAAGGAAGGCGUUCAGAGAUUUUUGCAAGGCAAACGAUUACUUUGCUGAAAGUUCGGAAGAGAGCCUCCGACACAUGGAGAGCGUUGAAAAGAUCUGUGAACUGUUCAAGCUCGUGCAGCUCGAAAAGGCGAUGAAGAAUCUUCAGACUAAUGGUAGAACCGCAUUUUUGAACAUUGUUGAAGAAACUGAACGAAGAAUUGAGGCGGAACGCCGUGUAAAUGUGAUAAAUAACGAUGCAAAAAACACCCCCGAUAAGCAGAUUAAGACUUGUACUGCACCAUGGAGCGAGACCGACUUGCAACUAUUGAUAAAAGCAGUCAAUUUGUUUCCCGCCGGUACCAAUCAACGUUGGGAAGUAGUAGCGAAUUUCAUCAAUCAACAUAGUAAUAGUACCAGUGGAGUCACCCGCGACGCCAAAGAAGUCCUGGCAAAAGCCAAGAGUCUCCAAUCAACCGACUUUAGUAAAUCGAGUUUAAAAGAACAGGCUAACAAGAAAGCCUUCGACAACUUUAUUGCCGAGAAAAAGAGCAAGGAAGCUAUCGAGGAAAGAAUGCCAGCCGUUACGGAACGUCUAGAUCAUCCAAUCGCGAAUGGUGUCGCUGUUGAAUCCAAAGAGGCAAAAAAGGAAUUGGCGCCAUGGACACCAAAUGAACAAAAACUCUUGGAACAAGCACUGAAAACGUACCCCACAACGGUCCCAGAUAGGUGGGACCAGAUUGCUGCAUGUAUACCUACUAGAACGAAAAAAGAAUGCAUGAAGAGAUACAAGGAACUGGUCGAGCUCGUCAAAGCGAAGAAAGCGGCGCAGAUGACGAAAUAAUAUUAACUGCACGCUAAGCUCGAAAUUUUUUUCUAACUUAUUGAACUCUAGUUCAAGUUCGCGUUCUGACGCAACGGCUAUUUUGUUCCUCGAAAUGGAAUUCUUCCCUAGAGAAAUUAAACGAAAUUUAAGACUGGAGGACAAGAACCUUAGCUUACUCAUUGAGUGCCAGUUCGCGUGCAUACUUGUGCCUUGCUGUGCAGCCGAUACGUGCACAAAUUAGUUGCACGGCAUACAGAGAAAUUCGACGAGUUCUGUUCAGUCGAUUCUGCGAUCUUAUUCCUACGCGCCGUAACACUUUGAAGCCGUGCUGCUACCCGAUCAUUACUUCCGUAAAGAUGAAGCUUAUGACUUAGGAGGAUCUUUUUAUUCGGCAACAUGAAUUUUUGCGAUCGACCUACACUUCAUAUUGUAAGUACUGUAAAAUACAGAAGAGUUGCUGGCGCCGCCAGGAGAUGACCAGAGGAAGACGGUGGACUUUAUAAAUAAACGAGAAUGUUUGGAACAAAGUGCUCACAUUGAUGAAUGUUCCCGUGAUCCUGUUCCGUGAGUACUAAUCCUUUAUCCUAAUUAUAUGAAUCCUUUAUUUACUAUAAUUAUGUGAACGUUUUAAAUGAAUGAAAAUCAUAUUUAAUAUCCUAAGAGAAAAACAUUGCUAAACUUGUAUAAUUUUUUUAUCUUGCUCUUUUGUCUUAAUUCAUGAAAACAAUGUUCCAAUAUA